AUGUGCUCUUCAUUUACUUCCAACUCGGCCAGGAUGACCUUCCCUGGCUGGAUAGUUGCUCUCGUGGUACCACCGCUAUUGCUGCUCAGAUCUCGUCCCCUUCCCUCACGUGAAACAGUAAUCCCUCCGAAUCAAGAGCGCGUCCUCCUUCUCGGUGCGAGCUCUGGUGUCGGCAAAGACCUCGCUUUGGCGUAUGCUCGUAAGGGCGCCAAGCUGUUCUUGGUGGCAAGGAGAGAAGACGCUUUGCAGAGUGUGAAGGAGGAGUGUCUGAGUGUGGGCGGAGAGGGUGUAGAAGUGCUCGUCUUCGCCGGAGAUGUGACGAAUGCCGAAGACUUGGUUGCAGCUCGCGACAUGCUCGUAAAGGCAUGGCAAGGAGUCGACACAGUUCACAUCCUCGCCGGCCUUCCUUCAACCUCUCAACUCUUGGAGCUCGGGGGUGUUUCUCUCGACCGCUCUACCCCCGAGAACUCUCCUCCCUCGGGAGCUGCACUCGCAUAUAGCUCGUCCGAGGGACCAAGUCUGGAUGGCUUGAAGGCCAUAGAACACGAGGCCAAAGCUGUAUCUCAUGUCAACUAUCUGGGAACUGUCUUGUCUUUGAGCUGUUUCCUUCCUGUUUUGGCAUCGUCUUCAAAGUCUCCCGUCCUGCACCACCUUUCCUCCGUCGCUGCGACUGUACCCGCCCCUCACCGCGUCAUCUACGCAGCUACUAAAGCGGCCGCUCUGCAGGCUGUCGAGAGCGCCAGAGUCGAAUGCGAAGGCUGUGGUGUGCGAUUCUUCUCUUUGUGUCCGGGGACUAUCGACAAUGACUUUAGACUCAAGACUGUUGAUUCCCAGACCGGCGGGCGAGACGAGACCAAGCUUGCGAUCAAACACUCCUGGGAGAAGCUCCUCCUCAGCCCAAAGACAGUCACCGACACGAUCCUAUAUCACCUCUCUCUCUCUCCCGCCCCUCAACCCCUCAUCCCAUACCCACCUUUCAACUUUUUCCGUGCUCUGGACCAGCCUCCAAAGCACCUUGUACACCUCCCGCUUACUUAUAGGUUUGCGAUGUUUGUGAGGGAUACUCCUCUGGGGUGGGGCUAUAUCGAGCCUGCGGCGAGGAGAAAAUAUGGAUUGGUGGGCAGGGCUUGA
Messenger RNA from Cryptococcus amylolentus CBS 6039, 1131 nucleotides. RefSeq lists its product as hypothetical. The transcript is spliced from 5 exons. The record is from RefSeq and is a predicted model, not a curated record. Lineage: Eukaryota; Fungi; Basidiomycota; Tremellomycetes; Tremellales; Cryptococcaceae. Bases 1 to 1131 code for a protein of 376 amino acids.